Molecule: messenger RNA, 1593 nt
Organism: Xiphophorus hellerii (green swordtail)
Lineage: Eukaryota; Metazoa; Chordata; Actinopteri; Cyprinodontiformes; Poeciliidae
Gene: slc7a6os
Product: solute carrier family 7 member 6 opposite strand
Exons: 5
Coding region: 77-1051 (324 amino acids)
Biological process (GO): developmental process
Source: RefSeq, a predicted model, not a curated record
AUGCUUCUGAUCUUUUGAGUGCCAGACACAAACCAGAGCAGACAGACAAACAGACGCCAGAGGACGGAAGGCUAUCAUGGACCCGAACACGACAAUUCUGCGAGUGAAAAGAAAAAGGGGGACAGACCCCGCAGACGCUUUGUUGCUGGCGUGCAAGCGCAUCCGGCCCGAGUCAUCCCAGAGCCCGGGGGAGACGGUACCGGAGCCAGACGAAGCUGAGGUGGAGAACUCUGUGUUCAAACUCGUGGCGACUGUAGCGACCCAGGAUGCUCCGGUCCAGACCCAGGUCCGGCAGGCCCUGGCCCGGCCCCGCGCAGCCCACGCCCUGCGCCCGUCCGCCUCCAGCUCCCAGCGGAUAAUGGGCGACCUGCGCAGCACCAAGUGGAGCACCCGCAGGGAGGAACGCUACAGAAUCCUGUCCAGCCACCGCACGGGGCUGCUGCGGCCCGCUGAGCAGGAGACCCCCCAGGCUGAAGCCUCAGAGGCCGGAGAGGACAGCAGGACGGACAAACGGUGCGGGUUGGGGGAAAUCCAGGUGGUGGAUCUGGUCCAGGAGGACGAGGAGGAUCCAGACAAACCACAGAGGAAGACGCUGCCGUCAGACCCGGAGGUGAUUCUGUGCAACAACACCAAGCUGCUGCGGGAGCGGCUGGCCGUCUCCGGGGAGAAGCCGGGGGUGGAGCACCGGGAGCACGACGACGACUACGUUUACGACCUUUACUACCAGGAAACGGUCACACUAGGCUGGAUCCAGGACAUCCUGUCUGUCAGGGCCUAUGCUGACGACGGAGAACUGGUUCCAGAUCUGGUGGUCCGUGAAGAGGAGGUCUAUGACGAUGAAGACGACGAGAAUGAAGAAAGCAACUGGAGGAAUGACUACCCCGAUGAGGACAGUGGUUCAGACAGCGACAGGGAGCAGCGCUAUGGAGACUACUGGGAGGAGGAGCACUCCUACUGCAGGAGGGACUGGCAGCGCUACCAGAAAGACGUGUUGCAGGAGCUGGGCUGCAGCGGCGAAGACGACGACGAAGACAAAUAUGAUUCUGACUGACUGCUGCACCGCAACUUUCCAGCUUCCUUUUCCACAAGAUGCCUCGCUCUACGAGCUUCUGUGUAGCAGAGUGCAGAAUAAGAAAAAAGGAAAACAAUCCUAACUGUUCAGAUCCCCCAACGUUGGUGUGGUGUGCCAAAGUACUGCAGCGUUAGUCCCAAUUCCAGAAAGCUUCCUGCAGGUCGGUCGUCUCUCUGCUACACACAGGCUCAGGGAGGGAAGGCGUUUCCAGAAGGAACCCCAGCGUCUGUCUUUAUUUUUAAGCUGUGCUAGAGUGAAUCCGUAUGUGGGUGUUUGUUCCACGUGAAUCGUUGCACAUUAGUGUGGUAUGCCUCGUACGCUUCGUGCCGUUCAAUACUUCUGUUAGCGAGUCGUCUCCAGACACGUGUGUGGGUGUGUGGUUGCAGUUUUUAGGGUGUUUGCAUUCUGUGCAUGGUAGCGCAUACAUGAAUUAGUUUGUUUUGUUUUGUUUUCUGCAUAUUGUGAAAGGCUGGUGCGUAACUUUCUGUUGUGGAUGUGUGAGUUUGUGGUUUGGGGAAGAA